This is a messenger RNA of Pongo pygmaeus (Bornean orangutan), 2777 nucleotides long. It is a transcript of the gene GPR75, whose product is annotated as G protein-coupled receptor 75. NCBI's taxonomy places the organism in Eukaryota, Metazoa, Chordata, Mammalia, Primates, Hominidae. Gene Ontology annotation, cellular component: plasma membrane. The record is from RefSeq and is a predicted model, not a curated record. Bases 1 to 1623 code for a protein of 540 amino acids. Gene Ontology annotation, molecular function: C-C chemokine receptor activity. The transcript has a single exon. Gene Ontology annotation, biological process: G protein-coupled receptor signaling pathway.
AUGAACUCAACAGGCCACCUUCAGGAUGCCCCCAAUGCCACCUCGCUCCAUGUGCCUCACUCACAGGAAGGAAACAGCACCUCUCUCCAGGAGGGUCUUCAGGAUCUCAUCCACACAGCCACCUUGGUGACCUGUACUUUUCUACUGGCGGUCAUCUUCUGCUUGGGUUCCUACGGCAACUUCAUUGUCUUCUUGUCUUUCUUCGAUCCAGCCUUCAGGAAAUUCAGAACCAACUUUGAUUUCAUGAUCCUGAACCUGUCCUUCUGUGACCUCUUCAUUUGUGGAGUGACGGCCCCCAUGUUCACCUUUGUGCUAUUCUUCAGCUCAGCCAGUAGUAUCCCGGAUGCUUUCUGCUUCACUUUCCAUCUCACCAGUUCAGGCUUCAUCAUCAUGUCCCUGAAGACAGUGGCAGUGAUCGCCCUGCACCGGCUCCGGAUGGUGUUGGGGAAGCAGCCCAAUCGCACGGCCUCCUUUCCCUGUACCGUACUCCUCACCCUGCUUCUCUGGGCCACCAGUUUCACCCUUGCCACCUUGGCUACCUUGAAAACCAGCAAGUCCCACCUCUGUCUUCCCAUGUCCAGUCUGAUUGCUGGAAAAGGGAAAGCCAUUUUGUCUCUCUAUGUGGUCGACUUCACCUUCUGUGUUGCUGUGGUCUCUGUCUCUUACAUCAUGAUUGCUCAGACCCUGCGGAAGAACGCUCAAGUCAGAAAGUGCCCCCCUGUAAUCACAGUUGAUGCUUCCAGACCACAGCCCUUCAUGGGGGUCCCUGUGCAGGGAGGUGCAGAUCCCAUCCAGUGUGCCAUGCCGGCUCUGUAUAGGAACCAGAAUUACAACAAACUGCAGCACGUUCAGACCCGUGGAUAUACCAAGAGUCCCAACCAACUGGCCACCCCUGCAGCAAGCCGACUCCAGCUGGUAUCAGCCAUCAACCUCUCCACUGCCAAGGAUUCCAAAGCCGUGGUCACCUGUGUGAUCAUUGUGCUGUCAGUCCUGGUGUGCUGUCUUCCACUGGGGAUUUCCUUGGUUCAGGUGGUUCUCUCCAGCAAUGGGAGCUUCAUUCUUUACCAGUUUGAAUUGUUUGGAUUUACUCUUAUAUUUUUCAAGUCAGGAUUAAACCCUUUUAUAUAUUCUCGGAACAGUGCAGGGCUGAGAAGGAAAGUGCUCUGGUGCCUCCAAUACAUAGGCCUGGGUUUUUUCUGCUGCAAACAAAAGACUCGACUUCGAGCCAUGGGAAAAGGGAACCUCGAAGUCAACAGAAACAAAUCCUCCCAUCAUGAAACAAACUCUGCCUACGUGUUAUCUCCAAAGCCACAGAAGAAAUUUGUGGACCAGGCUUGUGGCCCAAGUCAUUCAAAAGAAAGUGUGGUGAGUCCCAAGAUCUCUGCUGGGCAUCAACACUGUGGUCAGAGCAGCUCAACCCCCAUCAACACUCGGAUUGAACCUUACUACAGCAUCUAUAACAGCAGCCCUUCCCAGGAGGAGAGCAGCCCAUGUAACUUACAGCCAGUAAACUCUUUUGGAUUUGCCAAUUCAUAUAUUGCCAUGCAUUAUCACACCACUAAUGACUUAAUGCAGGAAUAUGACAGCACUUCAGCCAAGCAAAUUCCAGUCCCCUCCGUUUAAAGUCAUGGAGGCUAUAGGAUCUUAUGUAAACAGUUUUUGUUUCUGAUACUAAUGGACUUUAUUCUAACUUUGAGAUCAAUGGCAGAUCAAAACCUAAAAGAUUCAACUGAAAAGUUGGCAGUUAUGGUUUUCUUUCAUCUGAUGUGUCAGUAUCUGUUGAUUUGCUUUGUAGUUUAUUGACAUCUUAAGAUUUGAUGUGAAAGUUUUAGAUUUUUUACCCUGAUCUUUGCCCCAGUCUUUUGUACCGAGCCUUUAAAUAGAUGCCAGGAAUGAAGCUACUGUGUUAAAGUAGAAAGUUAACCGAUUGUCAUGAUUUGAGUCAGUGUUAUGUGUCUUCAAAAUAAGAUAUUGACUGGAUUUUUUUAAAGAAUGUGAAGAUAUGAUUUUUGCUGAGGUGUUAUUUUUAUUAAUUGAAUUGUAAAUUUUGAUUUUUUGAAGUGUUGAAAUCAGGAACACUACACCUUGUUGGUAGCAGGUUGAUUUGAAUAAAUAAUAUAUUGUUAGCUGGGUGCAGUGGCGUGCACCUGUAGUCCUAGCUACUUGGGAGGCUGAGGCAGGAGGAUCACUUGAGCCCGGGAGUAUGAGUCCAGCCUGGGCAACACAGCAAGACCCUGUCUCUCAAGGAAAUGUAUAUAUUCUUUUUUUUUUUUUUUUUGAGACAGAGUUUCACUCUUGUUGCCCAGGCUGGAGUGCAAUGGCAUGACCUCGGCUCACCGCAACCUCCACCUCCUGGGUUCAAGCGAUUCUCCUGUCUCAGCCUCCCGAGUAGCUGGGAUUACAGGUGCAUGCCACCAUGCCCGGCUAAUUUUUGUAUUUUUAGUAGAGACAGGGUUUCUCCGUGUUGGUCAGGCUGGUCUUCAACUCCUGACCUUAGGUGAUCCGCCUGCCUCGGCCUCCCAAAGUGCUGGGAUUAUAGGCAUGAGCCACCGUGCUCAGUCAGAAAUAUAUAUAUUCUUAAGGCAGAAAAGGUGAUAACUCUGUCUUUACCAAAAACACUCACACAGGUAUUAGGUACUUUUCUUUCAUAGGACAGUCAACUAAGAAUAUAGUAUUAUGAUUAUUGCCAUUUCUUAUUAUAGGCAUAUUUUAUGUCAAUUGAGUAGGUUUACAGUUCUUUUGAAAAGAAAUAUUUGGGCCGGGCGCAGUGGCUCACG